Molecule: messenger RNA, 942 nt
Organism: Arvicanthis niloticus (Nile rat)
Lineage: Eukaryota; Metazoa; Chordata; Mammalia; Rodentia; Muridae
Source: RefSeq, a predicted model, not a curated record
AUGAGUGAAAUAAAUUACACCGAGGUGUCGGAAUUUGUGUUUCUGGGACUUUCAACAUCUAAACAAAUACAGCAUUUUUUUCUUGCCUUCUCUGUAGUAUUUUAUGUAGCCAUUGUGUUAGGAAACACCCUUGUUGUGUUUAUAGUAGCUAUUAACCCACAUUUACAUUUACCCAUGUACUUUCUUUUGGGAAACCUCUCAUUUAUUGAUUUAUGUCUUUCCACCUUAACUGUACCCAAGAUGAUUUCUGACCUGUCCUCUGGGCACAAUACCAUCUCAUUCCAAAGUUGUGUCUUCCAGAUAUUUGUCCUUCAUAUCCUGGGGGCAUCUGAGAUGGUAUUGUUGAUAUCCAUGGCCUGGGACAGAUAUGUGGCCAUAUGCAAACCCCUCCAUUAUUUAACCAUCAUGAGUCCACGGAUGUGCCUUUUACUUCUAUCUGGGGCUUGGAUUAUUGGCUUUUUACAUUCAGUGACCCAAUUAGGUUUUGUUGCCCAUUUGAGUUUUUGUGGUCCUAAUAAGAUAGAUAGUUUUUACUGUGAUCUUCCUAGAUUUAUCAAACUGGCCUGCAUAGACAACUACAGAAUGGAAUUCAUGGUUGCUGCCAACAGUGGCAUCAUUUCUAUUGGCACCUUCUUUCUAUUGGUAAUCUCCUACACUGUUAUCCUGUUCACGGUAAGGAAACAUUCAUCAGGAGAUUUGUCCAAGGCCCUCUCGACACUUUCUGCUCACAUCUCUGUGGUAGUUUUAUUCUUUGGACCAUGCAUCUUCGUGUAUAUGUGGCCAUUUCCUACUGUACCAGUGGAUAAGUUCCUUGCUAUUCUGGAUUUUAUGAUUACACCCAUCCUAAACCCUGUCAUUUACACACUGAGGAACAAAGACAUGAAGGUGGCAAUGAGGAAACUGAGUGAUCAGUUUCUGCAUUUUAGACAAUGUCCUGAAUAA